Funneliformis geosporum is the source of this 690-nucleotide messenger RNA. The record is from the annotation of a GenBank genome assembly. NCBI's taxonomy places the organism in Eukaryota, Fungi, Glomeromycota, Glomeromycetes, Glomerales, Glomeraceae.
AUGACACCAUAUUUGAAAAAUGGGGAGACAUAUAAUCCAAAGCUGCACUAUGAUAAAGAAUGGAUUUAUUUAGUAUUUAAUAAAUUUGCUAUUGAAUGGAAGCAAGGCGCUAAUGCAUUAGCUGAAGAUAAUUUAGAGGCAUGGAUUGUGAGUCAUGUUUGGACCUUUGUUAUUGAUAUGGCAUUAAAAGAUAUUGAAGAAACAAGAAUUGGAAAGUCAGAUGGUAGUUCAUCUGCAUCAAAAAUAAGAAAAGAAAAUCAGAGAAUCUGUCAUUCAAAAAUCGAUCUAUUGCUAAAACUCCGUAAUAGUUCAAAGGAAAUUUUAGCUGGAGAAGUUGCAAGAACAGGAGAUAUUCAUGAUAAAAAAAGUCUGUAUACGUUCGGGAUACAACUUUUCAAAAAUAAAGGUAUUAUUUAUAUGAUGGAUCGCCCUGGAGAAGUUGUCUCGCGAUUGACUAAAAAAAUCAAUUUAGAAGCAUCAAUAUACAUUGAAAAUCUCUGUAAUUUAAUUUUAUCAAUAAUUACAGUUUUAGAAUUAAAGAACACAUUCCGAGAAAUCCUUAAAACAAUAGAAAAAAUAGAAAGUGAUGAAUUAGAAACUCAAGUUUUUAGGAAAAACAUUAUAGGAGUUCGAUUACCAUUUGCAGAAACAACACCAACUCCUAGACUUUCUCUUGAAACAAAUAAGUAA